Akanthomyces muscarius is the source of this 1578-nucleotide messenger RNA. RefSeq lists its product as uncharacterized. The record is from RefSeq and is a predicted model, not a curated record. Bases 1 to 1578 code for a protein of 525 amino acids. Gene Ontology annotation, molecular function: transmembrane transporter activity. The transcript has 5 exons. Gene Ontology annotation, biological process: transmembrane transport. NCBI's taxonomy places the organism in Eukaryota, Fungi, Ascomycota, Sordariomycetes, Hypocreales, Cordycipitaceae.
AUGGCCGAGACGGAAAAGGAAUCGAUUCCGCCGCCGCCGCAGGAGGACAGUACGUCAACGGUCAAUGACGCUGAACUUGCCCAAAAGGAAGCCUCGCCAAAUCGACAAGAUGUCGAGAGCGCAGACGACCAUAAUGAACAUUCCCAGCCAGAUGCCGCCGCGGAGCACGACAGAAAGGCCUUUCAGGUUCGCUUCGAGCCUGGCGACCCCGAGAACCCGCACAACUUUGGCGCCGGCAAGAAGGUGUCGAUUCUCAUCCAAAUGUCCCUCUUGGCGCUGGUCGGCUCCCUAGGCACGUCGAUAAUCGCCCCGGCCGAGCCCGUCAUUGCGCGAUACACGAAUACAAGCAAAGAAGUUGCGACGCUGGUGCUGUCGCUCUACGUCCUCGGAUUCGCCGUCGGCCCUCUGCUGUGGGCACCCGUCAGCGAAGUCUUUGGCCGCCGGUGGUCCAUGCUGCCGCCCGUCUUUGGCCUCGCCCUCUUCAGCAUCGGCACCGCCACGAGCACAAACGCCGCCAGCAUCUUCAUCACGCGCUUCCUCGCCGCCGUCUUCGGCUCCGCGCCGCAGAGCAACGUCUCGGCCGCCAUGGGCGACUUUUACGGACCCAAGACCAGGGGCAUCGCCAUGACCUUCUUCUCCGUCUGCGUCGUCGGCGGGCCUACGCUGGCGCCGCUCAUUGGAUCCGCGUUGCUGGUCAAUCCAAAGCUCGGAUGGCGAUGGACCGAGUAUAUGCAAGCAAUCAUCUCGUUUGCCGUGGUUGUUGUGUGCAUCUUCUUCUUGCCAGAAACGUACGGCCCUGUUCUGCUGCGGCGCAAAGCGGUGCGCAUGCGCAAGGAAACGGGCGAUGAUCGGUGGUGGCAUCCGCAAGAAGAGGAAAAGAUGAACAUGGGCAACAUCGUGACAAAGUACAUUGUCAGGCCUUUAAACAUGCUCCUGACAGAGCCCGCCGUGACAUGCAUGGCAAUCUACGCAUCCUUUGUCUUUGCCCUCAUCUACAUGUUCCUCGAGGUCAUCCCCAUCGUAUACCUGGAAGGCCGCCACUUCAGCCCCGUCGUUUCCACGCUUCCGUAUCUGAGCAUGUUCAUCGGUGUCCUGCUCGCCGUGUUUGUCAACCUCGCCAACCAGCCACUCUACGCAAAGGCCAUGGUGAAGAACAACAACAAGCCUGUUCCUGAGGCGCGCCUGCCGCCCAUUGUCAUUGGCAUUGUGCUGCUUGUCGUGGGCAUGUUUUGGUUCGCGUGGACGGCGGAGCCCAGGUUCCAUUGGAUACUUCCUACUGUUGCGCUAGCAUUUGUUGGUGCGGGCUUCAACAUUGUCUUCCAGCAGUGUCUCAACUUUCUUGUGGACACAUAUGGCAUGUAUGCGGCCAGUGCCUUGGCCGCCAACACAUUUCUCCGCUCGCUGCUCGCGUGCGGGCUGCCGCUGGCGGCGAGACCCAUGUUUAACACCAUGGGAGUUGGGCCGGCCGUGAGUCUCUUGGGCGGGAUAGCGUGUGCAGCGUUGCCGAUUCCAUUUGUCUUUUACAAAUACGGUGCGAGGCUGCGAAAAGCGUCCAAGUUUGCGGCGCUGCGAGACUAG